UUCUUUAAAGGGGUUUCAAAACGAAACUGACGAACAGUUUUGUGAAAACCUAAAUCAUCAAAGGCGACAAAUACAAUGUCCUGGACUUAAGUUUUAGAGUGUUGCCACUAAUACAAAAAGAACAUUAAGCUGGGUCCUCUGCAUUUUUGAGUGCAGGUAUCGAAACAUCAACAGGUGCUUAAAAGAACAGGCAAAAUGGAUUCCAAACACAAAAAAGUUCUGAACAAGUACAGAGUGAGGUUGCUACAACAUCUAAAAAUCAGUUCUUCGUUUAUCAGUUACCUUCAAGCAGUGGAGAUUAUGUCAAGGGCCAUGAAAGAGGAUAUCGAGAUUGAACAGAAACGUUCCAAGAAAGCAGCACUGUUUCUUGAUUUGUUGGAAAGGAGAGGGGAACGUGCUUUUGAUGAAUUCUAUAAUGCGCUCAUUCACACUGACCAAGCUGAACUUGCAGAUCUCCUGAAGCCAGGCGUAGCAAUAGAACGCAGAGCUAUACAACAGCAACGUGUUGAAGAGAAGAGUGCUCAAUUGGCUGCGAUGAGUUAUCAGUUGCAACUGAAUCCUGCCGUUGUGGAUCAAUACCAAUCAAGCCAAUCAAGCCAAUAUCAAUCAAGCCAAAAUCCAAAGGGCCAAUCUCAGCCAAACGACAUAGUUGUUAUUUCUAAUAUGAACUCGAUGCGUGGGCAACCGUUGGGCACAUCUUCAGAUGACGGAAAUUGCAUAAGUAUAACCUCUUUGGUUGAAUCAAAUCAGUCCUCCUGUCCAAUAGAAAAUGAUGAGAGACCUUUGGACGAAUGGCCAGCCGACGAUUGGGCUCCAGUUACAGAAAUAGAUAAAAUGAGGACAAGUCCAGAUGAUUGGAAAACUCGAAUUUCAGGCGGAAAUAAGUAUUACACAAUGAUGAAAAGAGGAAGGGCUAUUAUCAUAAACAAUGCCAAGUUCAAUGGGAAGAUGGGUAACAGACCAGACUCCAAAGAGGAUGUAAAAAACCUUACCCAUCUAUUUAGUCAUCUUGGAUACACCGUUUCACCAACGAAAAAGUGGCAGAAUUUAACUGCAGAGAACAUGCGUUCACAAUUGCGUAAAGAGAGCAGACAUAACGAUCACCAGGAUGUUAGUUCAUUUGUUUGCGUCAUCUUGAGUCAUGGGAACAAUGGAUUGAUAUACGAUGUGGACGGUGCUAUUAUAACAAUUGAAGAAAUAAAGACAAUGUUCAACAGUAAAAAUAGUCCACAUCUGGCUGGUAAACCAAAGAUCUUCAUCAUUCAAACCUGCAAGCUCACUGCCAAUGGUAUGGACAAUGAGUCUAGCAUAGAGUCGAACUUGAGCAGCAUGCCAAGCAUGUCAUUUGACAUAAAUGAUGGUGAUCGUAAAGGACUCCAAGGUCCAAACGAUGUUAAAGAAGAGUGUGACAGUGUACAAGUCCCCGAUGAUUCAGAUAUGAUAGUCGUUUCUUCAACGACAGAAGGUACAGAUUCAUUUUCUUCUGGCCGCAAAGGCAGUUGGUUCAUACAGGCUGUGGUUUAUGUGUUCGUGAAGCAUGCACACAACACAGAAAUAAGAGAGCUCUUCACCAAGGUCAACCAACUUAUGUUAAAAGAGGGUACAAAGCAAGCCAGGAAACAGCACGCCAGCGAUACACCCAAAUUGACUUCGCAGAUUGAUCACACUUUACAGAAGGACCUCUAUCUUUAUCCUGGAUUGAACUCCGAUUGAUCUGAAACUUUAAAAAAACAAUUCCUUCGGGGGACUCAUAUUCCCACAUGCACCAUACGCCAAAAUUGUGUUAUAACUUUAUGGUAUAUAUAACGUGACUGAAAUCAUUGCUAAAACCAUUAUUUCUCUAAAGUCAUCAUGUAUCCUCCAUUGAUCCCAUAUGCGUACACUUCGUCUUCACUGCUUCUAACUUGAUCAAGGUGAAUAUGAAGAUGUGUAUCUAUGAGUUUUCGACACAUUUCAAUCGCGACACAUGACACGAUCCAUUUUUAGAUAAAUUCAAUUAUUUUUGUUCAACAUCACCACAGAAAACAUAUGACUCCUGCUUCAAAAGCUUGCCUACUUUAAAAAAGCUGCCAUUUUUGUCUCGCAAAAU
This is a messenger RNA of Owenia fusiformis, 2089 nucleotides long. NCBI's taxonomy places the organism in Eukaryota, Metazoa, Annelida, Polychaeta, Sabellida, Oweniidae. The record is from the annotation of a GenBank genome assembly.